Rana temporaria (common frog) is the source of this 2503-nucleotide messenger RNA. RefSeq names its product tudor and KH domain containing (gene TDRKH). The transcript is spliced from 14 exons. The record is from RefSeq and is a predicted model, not a curated record. NCBI's taxonomy places the organism in Eukaryota, Metazoa, Chordata, Amphibia, Anura, Ranidae. Bases 212 to 2383 code for a protein of 723 amino acids. Gene Ontology annotation, molecular function: RNA binding. Gene Ontology annotation, biological process: spermatogenesis.
CACUGACGGCCCGGACUCACACAAGUCUCUCCACAGGUUUCCCUUUGGCUCCUCCUUCCUCCUGCCCGAAGAGCGCAUGCUCUGAGCGGCCGCCAUCUUGGUACACCCGGAAGUGGGCGGUACAGAGCUUUUAAAUAGCCGAGAGAAUCCCCAGCCGGGUUCAGUCUUCUGUGUCUGUCCCGGCGGGUGAGUUUCUGUCUUUGGUGCCACCAUGGCGAGCUGGAGCGAUCUCAGCACCAGGCAGAAGGUGGCGCUGGCACUCGGGGUGUCCGCGGGGGCGGCCAUGCUCUGUGUAUUUUACGCAAAGUACCGCAGCGGGCAAGCGCCGGCAUCUACGGAGAGCAACGAGGAUACCGAGGAACUUCGAAUGAAGAUCUCUCAGCGCGCGGUGAAGCCACUCUCGGCUGGAGAGGAUGAGGCCAUUGGUCAGCUCUCGAAGCGAACGUCCACUCGUAUCGAGCUGAGCCAAGUCAUCGACUCCGAUGGGCGCCAAGAGCUGACGAUCAGAGGGAGCCCCGCCCAGGUGCGCCACGCCCAGGAGCUCCUCCCGGGAAUCUUACAGGAUGAUGCCGUGAUAGAGGUGGAGCUGCACCUACCGGCCAGAUCCGUGUGCCGGAUUAUAGGAAAAGGAGGGCAGAGGGUUCGGGAGAUGAGUAAAACCUCCGGCGCCAAUAUCCAGUGUGAGCGCCAGCCAGACAACUGCUUGGACCUCGCGAGGUGCAUCACCAUCACCGGAUCGCUGAAGCAAGUGGAGGCCGCCAAGGCUCUGAUCCAGAAGGUGUUGGAGGACGACGCCGCCAUCUGGAAAAAUCCAGCGGUUUCUUCCAACUUCCGGUCGCACAAGAAGACCAUAAUCGCCGUAAAGAAGAAAGACAAGCCGCCCCCCGCUGCCAAGGAGGGCGCCACCCCAAGCACGGGCUCCCCGGAGAGUUUCCACACCGCCGACUCUCCGGAGGAAAGGAUGGGCGAGGAAUCCGAGUCCCGAAAUCUCGCCAACGCUACGUUCAAUGUCUACAAGUUUGAGGUUCCCAGCCCGGACUUCAACUUCCGCGCCGGCGAGUUCGUGGAAAUCUGCGUCUCCGCCACGGAGAACCCAAAACAUUUUUGGAUCCAGAUCCUCGGCUCGCGGGCCUCGCAGCUCGACAAGCUGACCACGGAGAUGAGCGACUUUUACUUGAGACAGAAGCAGGGAGAGAUGGCGGAGAUUCAGAACGGAGAUAUCGUGGCGGCUCCGUUCCACGCUGACGGUUUUUGGUACAGGGCGGAGGUCCUGGGAUUACCGGAGAACGGCCAGGUGGAUUUGUAUUACGUGGACUAUGGCGACAACUGGGCGUGCCCGAAAGGGCACCUCUUCCCGCUCAGGAGUGACUUUCUCAGUUUGCCGUUCCAGGCGGUGGAAUGUGGCCUCGCGUAUGUCGUUCCGAACGGUGAGAAGUGGUCCUCCGAGGCCCUGGACACGUUUGAUACCUUGGUGCACUGUGCCAAGUGGAAACCCUUGUUGGCCAAGAUAGUCAGUUUCCCGUCCCCGGAGGUCUCCCACUUUCAGAUCCAGCUAUACGACCCAUCUAAGGACCCGAUGCUGGAUAUCGGCCAGGAACUCAUUAGUCUGGGACUUGCAGUGGAGCAACGGAAAAGUCCUGUGAAGUCGGACGAGGAUGAGACAACGGUAUCUCGACUUUUGACGGAAGUCACCAGCAUGUCUGAGAAGCCAGAACCCACAAGCUUUGCAAAACUACAAGAGGAGGAACCCCGGCUGGAGUCUGAUGAGUCCAUCGAAGUCACACGGGCAGAUGUGAACCGCAGCCUGGAGCUACAGCUGGCCGACGCCUCGUCUCCACCGCCUCUCCUGCAAAUCUCCACAGCCGACAGCUUGGAGAUGAGCUUGUCCAAAAUCUGCCUGGGAAGCAGUGAGGACCCUGCUGCCGCCGCCUCCUCCCCCACCUCCGACAAAUCGGCCACCUCCGACAAAUCGGCCACCUCCGACAAAUCGGCCACCUCCGACAAAUCGACCACCUCCGACAAAUCGGCCACCUCCGACAAAUCGGCCACCCCCUCCUGCCAUUCGGCCUCGGUGGAUUCCUCCUUCUCCUCCCUAACGACCUCCACCGACUGUUCUACAUGCACGGCCUCCGAAGUGGGCAGCCCCGUGUCGUCCAUGGAGGACAGCAGCAUCAACUCCCUACGCGGCUGCUUCUACUACUUGGAGGACGAAGUGUCCACCAGCUCAGUGUUUGACGACUCCAAGGAGGUCAUUACCAUCAGUUCCGACAGCGAGGAGGAGAGCGGAGUACUCCAGGAUGGUGCCAAGCAGGCUGCCACCAAACCCGAGACCUUGAAUUCCUCAAGUGAUGAUGUCAUCGUGGUGGAGCCGAAUGAAGCCUAAAUGCCUCCGGGGGGGGGGGGGGGCAGUACUUUGUUGCACACUUGCACGUUCCAGUUCCCAAUGUUUACAUUUGUAUUUAUAGAUUUCCGUUAUUAAAGUUACAAUGUUAAUUUAAAAUGA